GGGAGCUUUAAGUACCGAGCGGAACCUUCUCCGUUCCUAGGAGAAUCCAGAUCCAGCUGAGAAGAGUUCUUCAAAAGUUUUGUAUUGCGCUCCGAGGGAGAGUUAGUGACGAAGAGUCUCCCCGCUGCUCCACACACUGAGAAUAAUGCCAGGCGAGAGGUUGUCAGUACGAGGUGCGUCAGAGGUUGGUCGAUAUCCUGGCGCAGCUCCUCCCACCAGGGUGGAGGUCUCCAUCCACAAGGAUGGAGAGAAGAAGCAGGAAGAGGGGGCAUGUCGUCGCUGGUUCAGGAAGAUGUGCCCGUGCUGCUGCAAGCGCCAGGCCACCAUGUCCGUCGACGUCACAGACAAGGUGGAGUUGGUAAAACCUCCAGUGCCGGUGGUGGAGCCCAGCAAGCCAAAACUUGAAAAUGGAGAUUCAAAAGAAAUGGAAGAGCUGAAGCUGUCUGUGUGUUCUGUGGACCUGUUGAGUGACAAGGCAGGCCAGAACAGACAGGAGCACCACACUGACUUGUACCAUGGGAAUGAGCUGAUAAUCCGCCGAGGGCAGACGUUCCAGAUGGAGAUGGAGCUCAACAGACCCUUCAAUGCUGAGAACCAUAAGAUGCAUAUAGACCUGAAAACAGGACCCCUGCCACUGGUGUCCAAGGGCACCCAUGUCAUCAUCCCUCUGGUGGACCAGUUGGAGGACGAACGUUGGGAAGCCAAAAUCGUGGAGCAGGACGGCAACAAGAUCAAGCUCUCGGUCAACUCACCGGUCAACGCUGUCGUGGGACUGUAUGGGCUCACGGUCACUACCAGCACUCUGAAGGGUGACCACCCCAACACCUUUAACCCCAACAAGAACGUUGUCAUGCUCUUCAACCCCUGGUGUGAAGAUGACUCCGUGUUCCUGGACGACGAUGAAGAAAGAAAGGAAUACGUGCUCAAUGACACCGGCAGAAUUUACUAUGGAACUGAGAAGCAGAUCGGCGCUAGGACAUGGAACUUUGGACAGUUCCACGAAGGAAUUCUUGAAGCUUGUUUGUUCAUCCUGGAGAAGAGUGACAUGCCUCCUUCAGGUCGAUGGGAUCCGGUCAAUGUAGUCAGGGUCAUUUCUGCAAUGAUCAACGCCCAGGAUGACCUUGGAGUCCUGGUGGGGAACUGGUCUGGGAAUUACGCGGACGGCGUCUCUCCAUCUGCGUGGAGCAGCAGUGUGGAGAUCCUGAAGAAAUACCACUCGUCCAACGGAACGCCCGUGUGUUACGGACAGUGCUGGGUCUUCUCUGGGGUCACGACAACAGUUCUCCGUUGCCUCGGAAUCCCAGCUCGCAGCGUGACCAACUUCCAGUCCGCUCAUGACACCGACGUCUCCCUCACCACUGACGUCUACCUGGACGAGAGCAUGGAUCCCAUCGACUACCUCAACAGUGACUCAGUCUGGAACUUCCACGUUUGGAACGACUGCUGGAUGGCCAGACCCGACCUGCCCCCUGGUCACGGCGGCUGGCAGGCUGUGGAUUCUACCCCCCAGGAGACCAGCCAGGGCACGUUCCGCUGUGGUCCAGCCUCAGUGAAUGCCAUCCGCCUGGGCCAGGUCUACCUCAAACAUGACACUCCCUUUGUGUUCGCUGAGGUCAACAGUGAUAAGAUCUACUGGCAGAGAAACGUUGAUGGGACCUUCAGCCAGAUCUACAGUGAGAAGAAGGCGGUGGGUCACUGUAUCAGCACAAAAGCAGUGGGAUCGGAUGAGCGAGCCGACAUCACACAUCUGUACAAACAUCAAGAAGGUUCUGAGGAGGAACGCAUCGCAGUGGAGACCGCCAGUCGCUAUGGCAGCAAGCCAGACGUCUACUCCGCUCCCAUGGCUGAGGACGUGAGCGUGGAGGUGAAGAUGGAAGGGGAGGGGCCCAGGAUGGGAGCUGAUGCCAAGUUGAACAUCCUGGUGAAAAAUCUGAGCUCACAACCACGUCGGACCAUGCUGCACAGCCAGGCGGCGGUCAUGUACUACACUGGCGUGCUGAAGGGCACCAUCAAGAAGGAGCAGCUGCCCGUGGAGCUGUUGCCCAAUGAAGAGAAGACCAUUGAGUGGGUGCUGCCGUACCAGCAGUACCAGAACCAGCUGGUGGACCAGGCAGCUUUGAUGCUGACGCUCUCCGGGAGGGUUAAUGAGACCCAGCAGGUGCUGGCCAACCAGACAACCUUCAGGCUACGCACUCCAGAUUUAAACGUCACGCCACUAGGGGACGCUGUGGUUGGAAAGGAAAUGGCAGCGAAGAUCACCUUCACCAACCCGCUUCCAAGGACCUUGAAAGAAGUGGUGUUCAGGGUGGAGGGUCUCGGGCUGCAGAAAGGCCACGAGGUGGUUGUUGGAGAUGUCGGCGGUCUCGCCACCGUGACGCUGACGGAGCACUUCAUCCCCAGCCAGCCGGGACCCCGCAAGCUGGUGGCCUCUCUGGACUGUCGACAGCUGACUCAAGUGCACGGUGUAGCUGAUAUUAUCGUUUUGGAAAAGUAGGAUGCUGGAGGAGUUCUUGAAGCGAAACAACAGUAUUCUAGUGGACAACAUCCAUCAAAUGUAUGACAGACUUAGUGACAGGUUAGCAGUAUUUUCUGGUCUUUUUUAUGUGGUGCAGAUUUGCAAAUGAAGUUUCAGAGUAUUUGAAGACACAGACAGGGCCAAGUCAUCAUGGUCAUAUUCAUACACAUAACUAUUAUUGGCCAGUAGUAUUAUAAUGUAAUGUCACAGUUGCAUUCAGGCACUAGUAAUACCAGUGUUUAUUAAAAGAUCUCAUGAAAUAAACAGUAUCUAUCAAUAUCUAGGUGUUAUUCUGUGGGAAAAACAGAAUUUAGAAAUUUUUUUUUUUAAACUUCAAAGUAAAAAAAAUACUAUGCAUAUAAUAACAGUUAAACACCUCAAAGAAUACAUUUGAGUUAAUAUAUCAGAAUAAUUUGUACAUCAUCGUGUAGAAACAAUUGAGUAAAACUGAACAAUUUAAAUGUAACAUUUCAUAACAAACCAAGUAUUUAUUUCAACGUUAAAGUAUAUUAAAAUAUAAUGAAGUAUUAGUGAGCAAUAAGACAAGAUAAAUGUUAAAAUAUCAAUUCAAAUAAAAACGCAGUAUUUCACCAAACUUUUUUUUUUUUUUUUCAAAUAUUGUUAGUAAAAUAGAGAGUAAUACGGCACUGAACAGUGGUAGUGAAUUCAUGAAAAUAAUUUUUAUGUAUGAAAAUUUGAAUACCAUGAAAAAAAUACUAAAAAACAAAACAUAUAUUAGUUAUGUUCAGUUUAAAGAUCUAUCACUCACGUCAAUAUCUAUUUUGAUAUGCUGUAGUGAAGAUACCAAGGUUGACAAGAAAUAAUAGUACUGUGAACAUUCAAAGGGAAAAGUCCAACAUAUAGCUAAAGAUGUUUGUUCAUUUCAAAGGUUUAUAAGAACUGCUCAUGGUCCAAGUGAAGCGUCAAUGUCCUGUCCGGUCUCUUAAACCUGCAAGUGUGUAUCUGUUGCGUGUGUGUUGUGUGUGCAACACUGAAGUAUAGUACUGUCCAUUUUUGGUGACCACUCAGCCAUCGUUGUAUGGUUAACCCUCAGUGUUCAAUGUGAAGGAUUCUAAUAAGAUUAUUAUUUAUCUGACAGUAAUGUUUUAUAUCCUCUUGAAAAUAAAACUGAGCACUUCA
Molecule: messenger RNA, 3655 nt
Organism: Synchiropus splendidus (mandarinfish)
Lineage: Eukaryota; Metazoa; Chordata; Actinopteri; Syngnathiformes; Callionymidae
Gene: tgm1l1
Product: transglutaminase 1 like 1
Exons: 14
Coding region: 146-2494 (782 amino acids)
Biological process (GO): peptide cross-linking
Molecular function (GO): protein-glutamine gamma-glutamyltransferase activity
Source: RefSeq, a predicted model, not a curated record